AUGGAUCUCCAGGGCCUCGCGCGGCGCAUCAGAUCGUGCCGGAGCUUCGCCGAGGCGCGGGAGAUCUACGCGCAGGCGCGCGCCAGCAGCGAUGGAUCUGCCCACUACUCCAUCUCGAAUCUCCUCGUCCAGAUGUUUGCGAAUUGCAGCAGCGUGGAGUCCGCGAGGAGCGUUUUCGAUUCGAUGGCUGUCAAAGACAUUGGCGCCUGGAACACGAUGCUGGGUGUCUACGUCCACGCCGGAGAUCUCCACAGCGCCACACUUCUCUUCGACGACAUGCCCGAUAGAAAUGAGAUCUCAUGGACUUGCCUGCUCACUGGAUUCUCGCGAAGCGGCGAUCUCGAUCGCGCCACCAAGCUCUUCCAUGCGAUGCCACAACGGGAUCUAGUUUCGUGGAACGCGAUGCUUUCCGCAUUUGCCAAGUCUGGGCAUUUGGUAGGAGCUUUGGAGCUCUUCCGAUCAUUUCCAGAACGUAACAUUGUCACCUGGAACACACUAUUGUCAGCGUUUGAAAGCGCAAGUCUUAUAAAUCAUGUCCUGGAAGCUUUUCACGCAAUGCCCGAAAGAAACACACUGUCGUGGAAUGCAGUUCUUGCAGCAUUUGCCCAAACAAGGCAUAUUGAAAGUGCAAAGCAGUUCUUUGAUGCGAUGCCGGAUCGCGAUAUGGUUUCAUGGACCACACUACUUUGCGGUUUCUCCCGCGUUGGAGACGUUAAAUCUGCCGAGGAGUGCUUCAAGGGGAUGCCAUUUCGGAACUUGGUCUCGUGGAACGCGAUGCUUUCGGUGUAUGUUCAAGCUGGAGAGAUCACCAAAGCGGAGAUCAUGUUUGAGGAGAUGCUCCCGGAGAGAGGAGUGGUCGCCUGGACUGUCAUGCUGGGCUUGUACCUUCAGCACCAGGGAGAGGAUUCCACCUUGAAGGAUAACUUCUUCUCGCGAAUGCCGGUGAAGAACAUUGUGUCGUGGAACUUGGUGCUCGUCGAUCUUGCUCAGAAGAGAAAGCUCCACGAAGCCAAUUGCGUCUUUGAUUCCAUGCCCGAGUGGAACCUCGUGGCCUGGAAUGCAAUGCUCAUGGCAUUCUCCCAAGAAGGCGAUAGCGGGAACUUGGAAAACGCCACCAUUCUCUUCCGAGCAAUGCCGUGCAGGAGCUUGAUCUCGUGUACGACAAUGCUGGUGGGCUUCGUCCAGCACAGGAAACUCGAGCAAGCCAAGUGCCUGUUCGAUCAUGGCAUGCCAUACCACGAUGCUGUUUCGUGGAAUGCCAUGCUUGCUGCGUAUAACCAGGGCCAAGAGAGGAGAAAUCUGCUGGAACUCACUGCCUUGUUCGUGGCUAUGCCAGAGAAAGACAUGGUUUCCUGGACGCAAAUGGUGGUGGCGUAUGGACAGAAGGGAUGCCUCGCAAGUUCUCUAGUACUGUUCCAGCAGAUGCCGGAGAAGAAAGACUCUACUGCGUGGAAUGCAAUGCUUACACUGAAUGCCCAAGCCGGGAACUUUGAGCAAACUUUCGAGAUUUACAACGAGAUGGCGAUGGAUGGUUCUCGCCCUGACGAGGUUUCCUUCUCUGGAAUACUUCUUGCCUGCAGCCACUGUGGCGAUCUUAAAGUCGCCAAGCUUUACUUCGCUUCGAUGCUGCGCGACCAUUGCUUGGUGGCUACGAAAGAACAAUACGGUUGCUUGGUUGAUCUUCUCAGUCGAGCUGGGCAUUUAAGAGAUGCUCGGGACCUCAUUGCAAGCAUGCCAUUCGUUCCAGAGAGUGGAUUUUUGACGAGCUUCAGCUUUCCCGCUCCAGGACCUGUCUGUUAUCAUACAACAAAUGGCGAAAGCGAGCGACUUUCCGACGCGAGGGAAGGUUUGGGAGAACCAGGUGGAUGGAAAGAAGCCCCAGAAGAUUUCCACAAGAUCGGUGAUCGGCCCUUCCACAAGAUCGGGGACCGCACGAAGCGAGUAAGAGGUCCAUCGAAACGAGCCGUGAUCCAAGACGAUCGACUUCAAGUGCCUCACACCUCUGUCCAAGUCCGGAGUGAUUCCUUUGAUCUUCAACUUUGGGCGGUGAUAUCCCUGAGUCCAAGACAACCCCAGAUUGGAUUCUCCCAGUCUUUCUACAUUUACAUUUAA
Selaginella moellendorffii is the source of this 2112-nucleotide messenger RNA. RefSeq names its product pentatricopeptide repeat-containing protein At4g02750-like. Gene Ontology annotation, biological process: RNA modification. Lineage: Eukaryota; Viridiplantae; Streptophyta; Lycopodiopsida; Selaginellales; Selaginellaceae. Bases 1 to 2112 code for a protein of 703 amino acids. The transcript is spliced from 3 exons. The record is from RefSeq and is a predicted model, not a curated record. Gene Ontology annotation, molecular function: RNA binding; protein binding.